ACUUCCGAUGCUGAUUCCUCUGAUGUACCAUUUCUUCACUGUACAUAUCAUUCAAUGCACUUCCGCGUCAUCCUUCAUUCUUACGUACUCUAAAAUGAAUCCAUCCAUCCAUCCAUCCAUCCAAGUUAUCAGGCGACCUCAACAAUUCCCGUCCCGUCCCUCUCUCAAAAAGCGCUCAGCGACGCCGCCAGUAUUGACAACGUACCAUCCAGAGGCCCAGUAAUCGUUCCCGGAAGUUCCCCUGGACUAUGCAAGUCCAACAACAACAACAACAACCCUCGUCCACUCAGCACGCUUUACCAUCACUUCAAAGCAUCACCCUUCCUACAUCGUCAUCCAAGUCUCCCUUCUUUGCCGUUCCAGCAGUACCCCAUUUGCAGCAGCCUACUACCUCCAGACCCCAAGCCAAG
Molecule: messenger RNA, 410 nt
Organism: Cantharellus anzutake
Lineage: Eukaryota; Fungi; Basidiomycota; Agaricomycetes; Cantharellales; Hydnaceae
Exons: 2
Coding region: 8-223 (71 amino acids)
Source: RefSeq, a predicted model, not a curated record